GGGGUCACAGAGCUCGAGGAGCUCACCGUGCAUGCCAACAACCUUGAAAGGUGGAGGACUCAUGCUGUGUUUGUACGAGUCUGGGACUCUGGCAGACAUAUGGCCGCUGGGUCGUGUGACUUUAAGUCUCCACAGCCCGUUUUUAACAAACACAGCCUUGGCCUCGGCUGUGCUCGCCGACGUGUCGUACCCUAACACACCUCUGGUUCUGGAGGACAUACAUCUGAUCGUGAAUCAGACUGUGAAACCUCUCAAAGAGUUAGCCGAGAGAAGAACCAGGAGCAUUUCUUUCCGAAACGUGACGACGUCAGACGAGGGCUUUAUUGACCUCCUGGUAACGCUGGAUGGAGUGCCGGUCACCUUUUUCUCAGUGGAAGACUUCACACUGGUGGGCGUGGGCAAGUGGUUGCCAGCCAAAUCUGCAGAUCAUAAAAGCCUGGAUGAGGUCUUUGUACGAAACCCAGUGUUCAUCGAUCUCUUUAGAUUUCUUGCAUCUUCACAAUUCUUGUUUCUGCUGCAGUACCCCAGCAAAGUGUCCUUCAUAAACUCGAAGGUGUGUGUGAUCCCCUGUCCAACGUCCCGCCUGCUGGUGAACCUGCAGUACCUGGACCUGUCCGACAACCUGCUGACCGACCUGACUCUGAGGGAGACUCUGUGCAGAGGAGACGGCACACUGAAGAACCUGAGAGUUUUAAACAUCAGUGGAAACGCUCUGAAGUCUUUGUCCACGGUGAGCCAGCUGGUAGAUAAGUUCUACAAACUGACCCACCUGGACAUCAGCAGGAACGGAUACACCUCCAUGCCCCAGGGUUGUUCGUGGCCCCACACCCUGAGACACCUCAACAUCUCCAGGGCUAAACUUUCAGCCGUCACCCAGUGUCUGCCCACAACUCUGGAGGUGUUGGAUCUGAGCAACAAUGAUCUGAAAAGCUUCCUCCUGUUCCUGCCCGCCCUGAGAGAGCUCCACCUCUCUGGGAACAAGUUUCUGAGUCUGCCCCAUGGAUGGCUGUUCCCCAAUCUGCAAACACUGAUGAUACAGUCAAACACCUUGAACAUGUUCGGGCGUUCAGACCUCCAGUCCUACAGACGACUCCAGAGCCUCCAGGCGGGUCAGAACAAGUUUGUCUGCUCUUGUGACUUUGUCCACUUUCUUCAGUCUGUUAUUAAAGACACUGCAGAUGUUCAAAUAACAGAUAGAGAGGAGAGCUACGUCUGCGACUCUCCUCUUGAGCUCCAGGGGGAGGUGGUCGGUCGAGUCGGCCUCUCCUAUGUGGAGUGCCAUCAGGAUUUGGUUGUGUCCCUGAGCUGUGGAGUGGCGCUGUGUGUUGCCCUUCUGGUGUGUGUCCUGCUCUGGCGCUGUCAUGCUUUCUGGUACCUGAAGAUGAUCUGGGCGUGGCUUAAGGCCAAGCGUAGCUCCAAGAGGAGGCGGAGAAGAGAUAGAGCGGGUUCAGAAGCACUGCUGCCCUAUGAUGCCUUUGUGUCCUACAGUGAGAGGGACGCUAGCUGGGUGGAGAACUUCCUCAUACCUGAACUGGAGGAGCCGAGUGAGAGCAGGGAGGACUCCAUGAACGCCAGGAGUCCCAGACCUCUGACCCUGUGCCUCCACAAGAGAGACUUUCUCCCCGGGCACUGGAUCAUGGACAACAUCAUGAGCGCCAUUGAGAGCAGCCGGAGGACCAUCUUCAUCCUCUCUGAGAACUUCGUCCAGUCCGACUGGUGCCGCUACGAGCUGGACUUCUCCCACUUCUGGCUCUUCGAUGGGAGCGCCGGCCAAGAGUCGGCCAUCUUGAUCCUGUUGGAGCCGCUGUCCCAGGACGACAUCCCCAAACGCUUCUGCAAACUGCGCAAACUCAUGAGCUCCACCACCUACCUGGAGUGGCCUCAGGAGGAGGAGAGGUACGGGGAGUUCUGGAAGAGACUCCACAAGGCUUUGAGAGCGGAAGAAGAAGAAGAUGAUGACUGAGCAGAAAGAUAGAAUGAGGAACAGAGAGAGGAGGAGGAGAAGUCACAAAAGGGAGUGGGAAAAUGAAGGGGACAUUGCUUCUUCCUCUACCCAGCAGUUAAGGGGUUACUGGUGCAUUAUAAAUAUUAAGAGUGUUCCUGAAGGUGAAGGGGAAGAAGUGGUGACAAGAGCCAGACUGAGAGGGAGGGUUCUUCAUGACCCUGGAGGAAACAUUACAUGUUAGCUCAACAUACAAAAUAAAAGUUCAUUUUGAGUUUGGAAGUUUCAACAGAUUCCUGUUUGAAAUGUUUUUUAACUGAAUGUAUUUUUUAACUAUCCUUUUAAUAGAACAGAACUUGUCCUAAUUACUUGAAAACACUUUGUCCUGGUGGGUUUAGUGAGGCUGAAAUAAAAGACAGAAAAACA
Molecule: messenger RNA, 2368 nt
Organism: Notolabrus celidotus (New Zealand spotty)
Lineage: Eukaryota; Metazoa; Chordata; Actinopteri; Labriformes; Labridae
Product: toll-like receptor 2 type-2
Exons: 9
Coding region: 32-1963 (643 amino acids)
Biological process (GO): immune response; toll-like receptor signaling pathway; inflammatory response
Cellular component (GO): membrane
Molecular function (GO): protein binding; triacyl lipopeptide binding; transmembrane signaling receptor activity
Source: RefSeq, a predicted model, not a curated record